Trichogramma pretiosum is the source of this 1158-nucleotide messenger RNA. It is a transcript of the gene Prx2, whose product is annotated as peroxiredoxin 1. Gene Ontology annotation, molecular function: thioredoxin peroxidase activity. The record is from RefSeq and is a predicted model, not a curated record. Gene Ontology annotation, cellular component: cytosol. Gene Ontology annotation, biological process: cell redox homeostasis; response to oxidative stress; hydrogen peroxide catabolic process. NCBI's taxonomy places the organism in Eukaryota, Metazoa, Arthropoda, Insecta, Hymenoptera, Trichogrammatidae. Bases 358 to 945 code for a protein of 195 amino acids. The transcript has 4 exons.
CGCGAGCGAGAGACAGCAUUGCGAAAUCCCCCGUCGACUCUUGCUGAAUUCCAACUUUCAAGUUUCCCCACCACCGUCGUCCAAUUUUUACACACAUUUAAGCGCGUUAGUGUGUGUUGCAUUCGCACAGGCAAUACAUAUAGCAUAUCAGCACGCUGACUGUACAGUGUACAGCGUUGAAUAAGCCGGUUAUUAUAUACGCCGCUGGUCUCUACAGUGCCGGUGGUUUGCCAUUAGUUAGUCUCUUACCUCUCGGCAGUUGUGUCUCCUCUCCUCAUUCCAAGUGCCGUCAGUGCCGAGUGAACAACACAAGCUCUCGUCCACGCAGUAGCAUUUCUAAAGAAAAAAUAAAUCAAGAUGCCAGUCCCAGACUUACAAAAACCAGCACCACAGUUCAAGGGAACUGCUGUUGUCAAAGGACAGUUUAAGGACAUCUCGCUCUCAGACUACGCUGGCAAAUAUGUAGUUCUCUUCUUCUACCCUCUUGAUUUCACGUUUGUUUGCCCAACUGAAAUCAUUGCCUUCUCUGACCGCGUUGCGGAAUUUGAAGCUCUUGGUGUACAAGUAAUUGCUGCAUCCACCGACUCUCACUUCAGUCACUUGGCCUGGGCCAAUCUUCCACGUAAAGAUGGAGGUUUGGGAGAAAUGAACAUCCCCCUCCUUGCAGACAAGAGUGCUAAAAUUGCCCGCUCUUAUGGUGUUUACGAUGAAGAAACUGGCAUUCCAUUCAGAGGUCUUUUCAUUAUUGAUAAGAAACAAAAUCUGCGUCAGAUCACCAUCAAUGACUUGCCUGUUGGAAGGUCUGUCGAUGAAACUUUGAGAUUAGUCCAAGCAUUCCAAUUCACCGAUGAGCAUGGUGAAGUUUGUCCAGCUGGCUGGAAACCCGGAAAGAAAACCAUGAAGCCCGAUCCAAUUGGAUCAAAGGAGUACUUCAAGAACUCGUAAAAAGGGUCGGCAAGAAACAUUGUAGCCCUAACCAUCGAUCUGUUUGUACCUUUGUCGUACCAAAAAAAAAAACAAACAAAAAAUGAAAAAAGUAUUUUAUAAAAAAACUUUUUUAUUGUAACAAAGCUAAAUUAUUUUGGCUAUGAACACAUUGUAAUUGUAACGCGUCUUUUUACACAACUUUUUGUAUAAUAUGAAUUAAUUGAACACGAA